Asterias rubens (European starfish) is the source of this 1507-nucleotide messenger RNA. RefSeq lists its product as uncharacterized. The annotation marks the transcript as partial. The transcript has a single exon. Gene Ontology annotation, biological process: DNA integration; DNA recombination. The record is from RefSeq and is a predicted model, not a curated record. Lineage: Eukaryota; Metazoa; Echinodermata; Asteroidea; Forcipulatida; Asteriidae. Gene Ontology annotation, molecular function: DNA binding.
UGCUCUUUCCCGUUUCCAGAUGGACCGUUUUCGCCGGUUGGCACCCGGGGCAGACCCCGUUAUGACCCCCUUGCCAGGCAACCUGUGGAGCGCCUUCAGCUAGAAGUGCAAGAAUUGCUGCAACAUUCGUUGGCACCUCGUACCCACUCGCUCUAUCGACGGGCCUGGAACAUUUACCAGGAAUUUUGCACACUGCAUGGCUUUGGUGAUCCCCUUUUCUCAUCUUUACAAUCACUUGUUCAAUUUAUUGCAUUUCUGUCAAUUAACGGGUAUGCUUCUACCACCAUUGCGUCUUAUGUUUCAGGUAUUGCUUCGUCUUUGCGUUUGGCUGGGUCGCCCGACAUAACCAAACAUUUUAUUGUUAAGCGUCUGUUAGAGAGUAGUAGGCGGCUGGACAGUCGCCGUGACUUACGCCGUCCCAUUACUUUCAGUAUUUUGCGACGCAUUGUGCCUGCUUUGGAUUCCAUUUGCACUAACCAGUUUGAAGCACAGCUCUUUAGAGCGGCAUUUCUGUUCGCUUUCUUUGGGUUUUUACGUGUUGGCGAAUUCACUGCCAAGUCUAAGCAUGUGGUUUCUCCCCUGAGGCAUUCAGAUGUUUCCUUGCAGGUUGCGCCCACUGGGCGGGUUGUGGUGCUCAAUGUUAGGUUUUCAAAAACCAAUCAGUAUGGUCGGGGUUGCUUCAUUACGAUUCCCGAGUGUUCACAGGGCGAUUUUGCACUUUGCCCUGUUCGAGCUGCGGCGCAGUUUUUGAGCGUUCUGCGUCCGCAUUGCUCAAGCUUCUUUUCACACUUCAAUGGGGACCCAGUCACACGCUCCCAAUUCACUGCGGUUCUUCAGCGUUCUCUGGAUUUUGUUGGUCUUGGUGACAUGCGUUUUUCUUCGCAUUCAUUUCGUAUUGGGGCAGCCACCUCUGCAGCAAUGUCAGGUAUUCCCGAGGCGGAUAUUUAAGCUAUGGGGCGUUGGAAGUCCAACGCCUAUAGCCGCUACAUUCGUAUUGACCCCGGCUUUAUUUUGUAAAAAGCCUGCCCCUGCUCAGUUUUCUUUUGUUAAUAAUUUUGUUAAUGCUUUUGUUUGGAUUUGAUUUUAGUAUUACAACCCCAUUUUAAUUUGUUUUCUUUCAUUCUGUUUCCUUUAUGAGCAACCCCACACCACGGUGAGCCUUUGGUGUGGGUUAUUGGCGACUCUUUUGUACAUUGGGCAUCCCGCAUAGCUGUGAGGGAUGCUACACUCAUACCCGGCUUGAAGGUGCAAUGGUUCGGGAGACGGGGACUCCACAUUGAGCAGUUUGGAGAUUUUCUGCAAUACACGUGGUCUCGCGAAAACUCCAAUCCGGACGCCAUCAUUAUUCAUGUGGGAUCAAAUGACCUCGGCAAGGUGCCAAAGAAAUGCAUGUUGCAUGACAUCCAUCGGUUGCUGUCGGGCACCAGAGAACUUUUGCCGCACGCCAUAAUUUUCUGGUCCGAAAUUUUACCACGAGUUGCCUAUACUGGGGCGAUCAAACAAAACA